GUAAACCAUAUUUUCGAUCAGGUCUGCAAACUGCUUCACCGAAAUCGUCCAGAGACCAGCGGAACUUCAUGGCAUUAAAGGGUAAAAAGCGAACGGCUCCCGCUGCUAAAGCACCCUCAAAAAAGCGAAAGCUUCAGGCGAACAGCAAACCAAGGACCGGUACAACACAAUCAAAGAAAGGCAAGGAGCGAGCCGCGGACAGAGGCUAUAUCGAAGUGCCCGGAAACCACGAUGACGCGGAUACCGAAGAUGGCGAUCUCUCCGAAGAGGAUGCUGGUCUCCUCCAGGAGUUUGGAGAUGGUGCUGGAUUCCUAAAUACACUUGAUCGAAAAGGCAUAUCAACGAGCAAGAAGGAGACUGAGCGUCUGAAACGAUUGAACAAGCCAGCCCGCAAACCAAAGGUGGACGAUGACUUGCCGUCAAUAGACUCUCAUGAUGAGGACGAAGAAGCCUGGAGCUCUGGUAUUGAAGAUGAAGCGGACACGAUUUCCCGGUCUUCUGUCAACAACAGCGAACAAGACUUAUCCAGUGAAGAUGAUCUAGAUUCCGACGCCGAGAUGUCUUAUGAACGUGUUCCUCGGAAGGUUCAAGAAUCACGCGAGUCAAAGAUAGACCGCCACAUUCAAGGGCUGCCAAUAAAAUCAGCGGAUGGGCGAAUCCAUUCAACAGGCAUGAAAAUUGCAGCUCCUCCAUCGUCAGACGAAGAAGACAGUGCCACCGACGAAUUCGCGGAGGAGCAAGAAAUACCCGUUGAAGUAAAUAGAAUAGAUGAUGUCGCGACUGGUGCACGUUUUGGCCGUCCCGCCGUCAUCGACGUUGUUGGAAACAAAUCACGAACAGCUCGGAUACAGGGUGCUAAAGACCAGAUUGCCACCAUCUGCCAGGAAAUAAUUGCAGAGCCAGAAAAUAGCUUAGGGUUACUUCGCCGCCUUCAUACUUUCUCCCUGGAGAAAAUUACGUCUCCUUCUCACCCAGAACCGGUUCUAAACCAUAUCAUCAUCCGGAAGCUAGCUAUACUUUCACAGCUUGCUGUGUUCAAGGACACAAUACCGGGCUACCGGAUACGAGCGUUGACCGAAAAAGAAAAGACUGAAAAAGUUAGCCAGAUGGUAGCCCGUACCCGAGAAUGGGAGCAGGGUUUUGUGCUAGUGUAUCAAAAUUACCUCCGCUCGCUUGAAGCUGAACUCAAAGCCAAAAGCGAACUAGCAGAGGUUGCGCUUAAAUGUAUGUGCACCCUGGCCACUGAAGUCACCCACUUCAAUUUUAGAACCAACUUGAUAACAUGCAUUGUGGCGCGCUUGAGCAAGAAGUCGUGGGAUGAGGCUUCUGAUCUAUGUAUGAACACAUUGAUCAGUAUUUUCCGCCAGGACCAAACUGGUGCUCCUUCCCUAGAAGCCGUCCAGCUUCUAAACCGUAUGACUAAAGAAAGGCACUUUAAUGUGCACCCUGAAGUACUUACGUGUCUUCUGCAUCUUCGCCUCAAGACAGAACUCAAUAUCCGCGCGUCAGACUCUAAGGUAGAUAAACACAUGCAGUCGAAAGGCAAGGCUGCGGCCCGACGAGCUAAGGGCAAAGCGACCGAACAACCCCAUCUUAGUAAGAAGGCGCAAAAAGUCCUAAAAGAACGGAAGGAAAUCGAACGGGAAAUGCGGGACGCAGAAGCAGAAGUUGACAAAGAGGAACGAGCAAAUAUACACACUGAGACCCUGAAACUUCUAUUCGUUUUGUAUUUCCGGAUACUCAAGCAUCCCCGCCCGACAUCCCUUCUGCCGGCGGCCUUGCGAGGCAUUUCCAAAUUUGCUCAUCUUAUCAAUAUCGACUUCUUCAAAGAUCUGAUGCAGGUCCUGAAGGAUCUUAUUCUCCGCGAUGCCCCGGAGGAGGACCCCAGCGCUGACUCGGAAUCAUUUCGUGUUGGCGCCACUACCGACAUUCAACACCGCCUACUGUGUAUCGUAACCGCGUUUGAGCUACUCUCAGGACAAGGUGAAGCGCUCAAUAUCGACCUUACCGACUUCAUCAAUCAUUUAUAUGCCAUCAUACUGCCGGUCAGCAUAUCGAUGCAAGUCGACGAGCCUCCACCGAGUGCGUUCGUCUCAAAUUUCGGCAACUCAAAACCUCCAUCCACCGCUGACAUGCUCUUCCGAGCCCUGAAUAUCGUAUUUUCUCCGCGCAGUUCGGGAAAUACGGCAAUGCAUUGGAGAUCGGCAGCGUUUAGUAAACGCUUGUUGAUUGCGUCACUCAAUUGGCCCCCGAGUGCCGCCCUCCGGGCUCUAGAAUUUGUGGAAAGUUUGGUCGCCAAGGAUCCGAAACUCGAAGCGUUAUUGUCGACUGAAGAUAGGCGAGUUGAUGGUGUAUACCGCCCUGAAGUGGACGACCCUCAGUUAUGCCAUCCGUUUGGGACGUGUUUCUGGGAACUGUCCCUGCUGCAACAGCACCAUUACGAUAGUCGAGUGCGAGACGCCGCGCGCAGUUUGUCCAAUUAUACAAGAUCGUAACAACACGUAAAAUUUCAUACAUAUUAUGGUGCGCAGUAAGUCGUACACGGUAUCUACAAUAGCAUGCAGCAAAUGAUGGAAGAUACAUGUUUAAAUUUAACCAAAGCAGAUU
Molecule: messenger RNA, 2607 nt
Organism: Suillus discolor
Lineage: Eukaryota; Fungi; Basidiomycota; Agaricomycetes; Boletales; Suillaceae
Product: nucleolar complex-associated protein-domain-containing protein
Exons: 8
Coding region: 69-2495 (808 amino acids)
Biological process (GO): DNA replication initiation
Cellular component (GO): nucleolus
Molecular function (GO): chromatin binding
Source: RefSeq, a predicted model, not a curated record